AUGCCUUUAAUAGAAGUUCGCCGAAUAAUCCGGCUACGGCUGACGUUCGAAACUCAGGUCGACCCCGAAGCAGCUCGGGCGAUAGGAAACAUAGUUGCAAACGCCAUGCUCGAAGCUCGAGUCGGAUAUUUCGGAAUCUGUAUCAACCCGGAUGGUGGUUCUUGGCUUUGUAGUGGCAAUGCGUCCUCCCUUGCAGCCCAAGUAAGUGUUGACCAAGACCCCCUUAACCUCAUUUGGGUGUCAGAUACUUUCCGGGACAGUAUCGUCUUCCCGUAUCUGCUUAUCGUGGCAAUACUCCUUGCUACGAUUGUUUUGGUUAUGCUCGCAACAUUUCCGACCUAUAAUAGUGAAGAAGAGAGAAUGCCAAGCCGAUUCGUUUCGCAAAUCGCACUGGCAAUCAUCUUCAUAUCUGCGAUAUUUGUCCUAGUUUCUGUCUUGUGGCAGCAUACUGCAUCGAUUGCUGCAGCCACAAUUGCAGAAAAUCUUGGAAAUGGGUCGAUACAGACUGGCGUUGGCGUCACAGCACUUGUUCUGGGUUGGUUCGGCUUUGCUUUACUUAUUCUAGUGACAAUUGGAUUGCUAGUAAUGAUACUCUCAAGAAACCUGGUUGACAAACAAAUAGUCGAUGACGAUGAAUAG
This is a messenger RNA of Orbilia oligospora ATCC 24927, 639 nucleotides long. RefSeq lists its product as uncharacterized. Gene Ontology annotation, cellular component: mating projection tip; membrane. The transcript has 7 exons. NCBI's taxonomy places the organism in Eukaryota, Fungi, Ascomycota, Orbiliomycetes, Orbiliales, Orbiliaceae. Bases 1 to 639 code for a protein of 212 amino acids. Gene Ontology annotation, biological process: conjugation with cellular fusion. The record is from RefSeq and is a predicted model, not a curated record.